This is a messenger RNA of Cotesia glomerata, 960 nucleotides long. RefSeq lists its product as uncharacterized. The transcript has a single exon. NCBI's taxonomy places the organism in Eukaryota, Metazoa, Arthropoda, Insecta, Hymenoptera, Braconidae. The record is from RefSeq and is a predicted model, not a curated record. Bases 1 to 960 code for a protein of 319 amino acids. Gene Ontology annotation, molecular function: nucleic acid binding. Gene Ontology annotation, biological process: DNA integration.
AUGGCUAAUUUACCUAGCUCUCGAGUCACCGAAUCAGCGGCAUUCUCCCACGUAGGUGUAGACUACUUUGGACCGCUCUUUAUUAAAGAACGUAAAUUCAGAAACAGAACAAAAAUUAAAGUCUAUGGAUGCGUCUUUGUUUGCAUGGCUACUAAAGCUGUACAUUUAGAAAUUGCUAGCGAUUUAACAACAGAAGGUUUUCUCGGGGCAUUUGGUCGAUUCAUUGGUCGACGAGGAGUUCCAACUCACGUCUAUUCGGACAAUAGUACUAAUUUUGUAGGCGCAAAUAAUCAAUUGAGAGAAUUGUAUAUGUUAUUUAAUUCAAAAUCCCAUCAAAAUUCCGUUAACGAAUAUGCUAUACGCAAAAACAUUAUCUGGACGUUCAAUCCUCCACUAUCUCCUCAUUUUGGUGCCAUUUGGGAAGCAGCUGUAAAAUCUUUCAAACACCACUUUAAACGAGUGGUAAAAGACCAACUUCUUACUUUCGAAGAAUUGAAUUCUCUAACUAUUCAAAUAGAAUCUAUACUAAAUUCUCGUCCUCUCUGUUCUCUAUCUAGUGAUCCUAAUGAUCCUAUUGCCUUGACGCCUGCUCAUAUUUUAAUAGGACGUCCUCUCACAAUGCUGCCUGAAAAUGAUUUUUCUGAUGUUCCAGAUAAUAGACUCAAUGUUUGGCAAUUCAUUAUCAAGGCUAGACAAGACUUUUGGAGACGUUGGUAUUUGGAAUACCUCCAUGAACUUCAAAUUCGGCAAAAAUGGCAUUCCUCUCAAGGAGAAAUUUCAAUCAAUCAAAUCGUCUUAUUGAUGGACAAAAACCAACCAUGUAUGCGGUGGCAGCUGGGAGUGGUGGUCGACAUUCAUCCAGGAGAUGAUGAUGUGACAAGAGUAGCUUCAAUCCGAACGGCUCAAGGGAUAUACAAACGAAAUAUCACUCUAUUAUGUCCUUUACCAAUCAAUUCUUGA